AUGGCGGAAUCAUUGGAAUGUGAAAAUAGUGAAAAUUUAGAAACCGAUAAAGGAGAUUCAAUUAUAACGAGUAAAACGUUAGAUUUUGAUAGUAACACGACAAAUCAAAGUUUUUCUCCCGAAGGAUCUGUGGUUGCAUCACCAUCGAUUGAAAGUUUUUCAACUCUACCAGAGGGAGAAGCAAGUUUAAACCUGAGCGAAGAUAUGCAUGAUUUGGUAGUUAAAAUAGAUAGUCCUGAAAAACAUUUUGAUUUAUUAGAUACAUAUAUAACAUUCAGAGUGACAACAAAAACGACAAGACCUGAAUUUAAAACGAAUAAUUAUUGCGUCAAGAGAAGAUAUAAUGAUUUUGUAUGGUUGAGACAAAAUCUUGUCGCUGAAUAUCCAACACAUUUUGUGCCUCCUUUACCAGUAAAGCACAGUUUGAUAGAACAAUUAGAUCGAUAUGGAAAAGAAUUUGUCAACACGAGAAUGACUGGACUUCAAUCGUUUUUAUUUAGGCUAGUCAAACAUCCAAUAUUAAGUUGUUCUACUGGAUUUAGAAUAUUUUUGACUGCAACAAAUGAGGAAUUUCAAAGACACAAAAAAUUCACGGCUAGUAGUUUAUUGUCGAAAGUUUCCGAUUCCAUAAAUAAUUUGUCGACGAUGUACAUCGAAGCGAGACGUUCUCCAGAAUUAAAUAAACUCAAUGAAUAUUUGACUCUUCUCCCGGAUAAAUUAUCUCACAUUUGUAAAAUAUCCCAAAGGAUACACAAAGAGAGAACGGAGGAAUUUUCGGAUUUGACAGAACUCAAAUCGAUAUUUCAAUAUUGGGCGGGUUCGGAAAGCGAUUUAACGGAUCCACUUUGCGAAAUGGCAAAUGCGAUUGACAAAACAAGACAAAGCCUUCAAAACGUUCUUCUCAAUAAUGAAAAUUUUGUUUUAAUUCAACCUAUUAAAGAAUAUUUAUUAUAUAUCGAUGCAAUAAAAGAAGCCUUGGACAAUAGAGACAAUAUAGAAAUAAAUUAUCUUUAUCAAUUGGACAAUUUGCAAAGGAAAAGAUUGGAAAAGGAAGAAUUGGAAGCGGAAGCCAUCGAUCGUAACAUAUUAAAAUCAUGGGCAAAAUCAUCGAUCGAAACGAGAAAUGAAAAAUUGGAAAAAUUAAAUCAAAUAAUACCGCAAUAUCAACAACAAGUCGAAGAAGCUCGUGACAAGUUAGAAAUAGCAAAUGAAAAUAUAAGAUCCGAUUUGGAAAGGUGGAAUCAAGAGAAAAAAAUUGAAUUGAAAAAAAUAUUGAUUAAUUUUGCAGAAUUGCACAUAAGUCAUUACGAACAGUGUCUUCGAGCAUGGACGGAAGUAGAUUUACAAAAUCCAGGUAGCAAACGUUCGACCAAUCAGAAAAUAAAUUCUAAUCAAGGAUCUCAAACCACGUCAUAA
This is a messenger RNA of Pediculus humanus corporis (human body louse), 1416 nucleotides long. Its product is annotated as Sorting nexin-7, putative. The record is from RefSeq and is a predicted model, not a curated record. Gene Ontology annotation, molecular function: phosphatidylinositol binding. Bases 1 to 1416 code for a protein of 471 amino acids. The transcript is spliced from 8 exons. NCBI's taxonomy places the organism in Eukaryota, Metazoa, Arthropoda, Insecta, Psocodea, Pediculidae.